GUGGCAUGUCCUGCCACAGAGUCAGCGUAUAUAUGUAGCUGUCGUUGACUUGAGUCCUCAACACAAGCUCAGGACUUGUCUGAUCACAACCUCUGACUUUGACAAUUUUUUUUCAACCUGAAAUUUGGUUUACAGUUUGCCUGACUGCAGUGAUGAAGGGAAACGUGAUGAUCUUUGCUUCACUGUAUUUACUCCUCUGCUGGAUGAUGCCGGUAGACUCCAUGGCGAUCCGCUUCAACUUCACUUUCCGAGAUUCAAGUCCGAGCAUCCCAUUGAGCAUGGUUGAAGAUGCUGUUGAUGACAUGUACUUUGGCUGCAAUGAAGCAAUGAUGAACAUAGUUCAAGAGAGAUACUUUGAGGUAGAAAAGGCUGCACAUUCCCAGGCUCUUGCCUGGAUAAAUGCAGAACAAUGUGCUAAUAGGAACAUGAAAGAAAACAAGGAUAAGACUUUAACCAAAGAUCACAUGCAUGCAAUCUGCGUUUAUACAUCUGAUGAUAUAUACAGUACGUUCAAUGAUGCAGUCAGAACACAGAGGAGAAAAUAUGGCUCCACAUUCCAAUUCCACUCUUUACAUUUCCUGCUGACAUCUGCCAUCCAGAUCUUAAAUAGCGACAAUUCCUACUGUCACACUACCUACAGACGAACCUGGGCUGAGUUUACUGGCAAUGUCAACCAAAUAUUUAGAUUUGGUUCCUUUUCUUCCAGCUCGUACAGGCCAGACUUGCAAAUAUUUGGCAACGUCACCUGCUUUAAAAUUAAGACCUGUUUAGGUGCUUUUUUGAAAAACUAUUCAAGUAUUUGGAAUGAAGAGGAAGUGCUCAUCCCGCCCUAUGAGAUUUUUAAGAUAACUGAGAAACUGUCUGGUCAAGGUGGUAAAAUUGAAGGUCUUAAAGAUUGUAAGGUCAUCUAUGUAUUAGAGGGUGUAGGGAUGAAGAGCAGUCUGAACUGCAAAAUUCCCCAUGAGUAUCCAGCCCAGUUGUACUACAACUAGUGUAAAAAACAUUUUGCCAUCAUUAAACCUUCUAACUCGCUUGUCGCAACUCAAUUGAUUAGAUGAUCUAACAGAUAACAUUUGCUAACUUACUGCUCACUUUAUGCUUUGGGUUUGUUUGUUCAUUAUGGGCUUACAUUUAAACAUCCCUCUGGCAACGUAAAUCAUUAAUUACUGUGCACAAUUUGUAUGAGUUAUUUUGACAUGUUAUUGAAAUUUGUUGGUGGAAAAUUCCUGCUUUUGCUAAGUGAAUACUAGUCAUUAAACUGCUUAAUGCAAUGUGCUCUAAUUUCCAUGUGCAAUGCUUUAUUAAACUUCAAGUUCAAAACGUAAAAUUAUCAGCUGAGUCUUCAAGUUGCUUAGAGCCGUGUGUGUGUGUG
Molecule: messenger RNA, 1372 nt
Organism: Larimichthys crocea (large yellow croaker)
Lineage: Eukaryota; Metazoa; Chordata; Actinopteri; Sciaenidae
Product: erythroblast NAD(P)(+)--arginine ADP-ribosyltransferase
Exons: 3
Coding region: 153-992 (279 amino acids)
Molecular function (GO): NAD+ poly-ADP-ribosyltransferase activity; NAD+-protein-arginine ADP-ribosyltransferase activity
Source: RefSeq, a predicted model, not a curated record